GAAUGUGUCUGCACUGUCAGGUCAAGGGGAAUGCAUGCUUAGAGCACAUCAGCCGCACGUUACGUUGGACUGUGCAAAUAGUCUAUUGCAUUUUCGGAUACGGAACCGUACGUAAUGAGUGGCGGUCGGGCCAGAAUUCGAUCCCAAGAAGGAAGCUACCCGUGCUGGUAAAGUUGAAGGUUGGGCGUGAAGACGGAAGGCAGUAGUUGGAAGCCUAGGACAGAAAAUAUAAAGAGAAGGCCACAGCUGCUAACAAAACAGCAUUAAGCUCACAUCAGCACGAAGAAAAACAACAGUUCCGCUUGGAAUUCUUGUAGGCCAACGAAGAAACAUCAAAAUGUCUUCCACGGACCAAACCAUCGUUCUCAUCACCGGCGCCAACGGUGGUAUUGGCCUCUCCCUCGCUACCCAACUCCUCGACGACGCCAAAUACCACAUCGUCCUUGGCAGCCGCUCCGCAGAAAAGGGUGAAGCCGCCGUUCAGCAACUUCAGGAGAAAGGAUUGCCUGGAAAGGUGGAGUUGUUGCAGAUUGAUGUGAGUGACGAGGCUAGUAUCGAGAAGGCGAAGAAUGUGGUGGAGGGGAGGUAUGGUCGCAUCGACGCCCUCGUAAACAACGCGGCCAUAACCGGCGAAGAACCCGCCUCCUCCUCGCUCUCCACACGCAUGACAUCCGCGUUCCUAACCAACACCACCGGUCCCGCUGUCAUCGUAGAAACCUUCGCUCCUCUUCUCGCGAAAAGCGCGCAGAUGGGGAAGACGCCCCGGAUUAUUAAUGUGACGAGUGGAGCCGGGAGUAUUGGGUUGAGGAGCGAUAGGGGAAAUCCGCAUCAGGCUAUGAAAGUCUUACCAUACCGCACUUCCAAAGCGGCGCUGAAUAUGCUUACUGCGUGUCAGGACUACGAAUACGGACCUAAGGGGUGGAAGGUGUUUUGCUUCUGCCCGGGGUUCACGGAGAGUAACUUGGGGCCUAGGAACAAAGCGGAGCAUGGGGCCAAGCCUACUAGUGAGGGUGCGAGGCCAAUGGUUGCUAUCUUGGAGGGGAAGAGGGAUGGGGAGUGUGGGGGGUUCUUGAAGGCUGAGGGGGGUUGGCCUUGGUAG
This is a messenger RNA of Alternaria rosae, 1099 nucleotides long. RefSeq lists its product as uncharacterized. The record is from RefSeq and is a predicted model, not a curated record. The transcript is spliced from 5 exons. Bases 338 to 1099 code for a protein of 253 amino acids. Lineage: Eukaryota; Fungi; Ascomycota; Dothideomycetes; Pleosporales; Pleosporaceae.